This is a messenger RNA of Gossypium raimondii (Peruvian cotton), 742 nucleotides long. RefSeq names its product ATP synthase subunit delta', mitochondrial. Gene Ontology annotation, biological process: proton motive force-driven ATP synthesis. Gene Ontology annotation, molecular function: proton-transporting ATP synthase activity, rotational mechanism. The record is from RefSeq and is a predicted model, not a curated record. Lineage: Eukaryota; Viridiplantae; Streptophyta; Magnoliopsida; Malvales; Malvaceae.
AAACCUAGUAGGAUCCACCGCCACCAAAAGAAAGCGUCUGACCAUGUUCCCGCAAGCGUCGAGGUUUCUCCGCACACGUACCUGCAAGAUUCCAACUUCAUCGAAUCAUGGAGCAAAGUUAUACCCAAUUUGGACCCUCCCAAGACUUCAUCUGCUCUCUUCACCCCUUGCCCCGCAAAAGAGGUCGACAUGGUAAUAGUUCCUGCAACAACUGGGCAUAUGGCUGUUUUGCCUAGGCAUGUACCUACAAUUGCUGAACUCAAACCUGAUGUCUUGUCGGUGCAUGAAGUGAAGGAUGUAACAAAAUAUUUGCUCUGCAGUGCCACCAACUUUGUUUCUGAUAUUAUUACUGUGGAAGCAGUGCCCACGACCGCAUUGAGUCUGGCUGAGUUCACCCAAAACCUUGGCUCAGCCACUACUGAUUUGGAGAAAGCUGAAGCCCAAAUUGGCGUUGACGUUCACAGUGCACUCAACUCUGGUAUUACAGGCUAAUACUUCUGUACAUAAUCCACGCAGCUCACUCCCCGUAUUGCUUUCCGAUUUGUGCAUCAACUUUUUUAUAUGCCGACUUCAUCAAAAUUGAUUAAAAAAAUGAUCCUAUCCUUGUUUUAUGCUUUCAUACAAUAGAAGAGGCUGGUCUGUUGAUCCCAAAUAACAGGAACCAAUCAGUUUAUGAGGUUUGGUUUUGGGAAAUAAGUAAUGAAAUGUUAGGUUGCCUUGCGUGCUUUCAUUAUAAUAAUCA